AUUAAAUUAAUUGAAUAAAUUGUAUGUGGCUGUAGAGACUAGUCUCUCUCUCUCUCUCUGUCUGUCAUAGUUGGCCAACACAUGGAACCACCCCAUAUCCCAUCUCUUCUCUAAAGCUAAGUGUUCUUCCAGCUAGCUUUUUAUAAGACCAUAUCACAUACAUAUUCAAAAAGUGGGUACUGGUUUUCCUUUCUUUCUUUCUCCAUAUAAACUUUUUUGUUUUUCUCAUACAUAUCCUCUUCUUCUCUCUCUCUCUCCAUGGACACAGCUCACUGGCCUCCUCAGGGUAUUGGAGUGGUUAAUAAUAAUAAUAAUAAUAAUAAUAAUAAACCCAGAAUGGAAUUAGGUUCAAACAACAACAACAGCUCGAAUGAUAUUAUUAUUAAGAGUAGUAGUAAUAAUAAUAUGUUAGGAUCAUCAGAUCAGAGAAGAAAUAUUACAAGGCCACAAAAAGAUCAAGCUGUGAAUUGUCCAAGGUGCAAUUCAACCAACACAAAAUUCUGUUACUACAACAAUUACAGCUUAACUCAACCAAGAUACUUUUGCAAAACUUGUAGAAGGUAUUGGACUGAAGGUGGUUCUUUGAGAAAUGUUCCAGUGGGUGGAGGUUCACGCAAGAACAAAAGAUCCUCAUCAUCAUCAUCACCAUCACCAUUAACAACAUCAUCACCACCUUCUUCUUCUUCUUCUUUACAAACAAAAAAACUUCAUCAUCAUCAUGAUUUAUUACCAUUACCAUUUACUUUCCCUAAUAUAAUUACUCAUCAACAACAACAACAACAACAACAAAACCCCAAAAAUAACCAAGGUCAAGAUCUUAACCUCACUUUCCCACCUCAACCGUCCGAUCAUCAUUAUCAUCAUCAUCAUCAUGAUAUAAACACGCUCUCAAGAUUUGUCCACGUGGAUCAAAACCCUAAUAUUGACACAACAACGACGACGACAACAACAACAACAACAACGAGUUCAUCAGUACAACAACAACUCUCGGCUAUGGAGCUUUUGAAGACUGGUAUGGCUUCAAGAGGAUUAAUGAGCUCCUUCAUGGCCAUGCCACCGGCUAAUAAUUCUGAUCAUAAUCAUAAUAAUGGGUUUUCUUUGGGAGGUGAGUUCAAACCUAAUAAUAAUAAUAAUAAUAAUAAUUCUUCAUCUCUUGGCUUUGAUCUGGAUCACGGGUACGGGCAAGAACAUCAUCAAACCGGGUUCGGGUCGGGUCAAGAUCAUAUCAAUGGUGCUAGGCUUCUGUUUCCAAACAAUCAUCAGAAUCAUCAAGAUAUGAAGCAAGUUUCAACAACUACAAGUGGUAGAGGAGAAAGAGAUAAUAAUCAAGAUCAUAGUAAUAAUAAUUCAAAUGGAUAUUGGAAUGGAAUGUUAGGUGGUGGAUCUUGGUGAAAACGACAACGUUUUGAUGGUAACUAAAUAUUAUUGCUUUGAAUCUUCUCUCCUUCUAGCUCUUGAAAAAAGAAAAAAACUAACAACUUAGGAUACAUUAUGGGUUCUUUGUACUUUUGUUUUUAAUAUUUUGUAUUUGUUUUUUUUUUAGUGAAUUAAUGUGUAUGUUUUUGAAGCUUUAUUUUUAGGUUAGCUUCAAGGGUAUAUAUGUGUGAGUGUGUGUGGUACUUUCUCAAAUUUUAUGAUGAUGAUGAUAUAUAGUUUUUAAUUUAUUUAUUUAUUUGGUUUGA
Messenger RNA from Cannabis sativa, 1682 nucleotides. Its product is annotated as dof zinc finger protein DOF4.6. The coding region runs from base 259 to 1392 and encodes 377 amino acids. NCBI's taxonomy places the organism in Eukaryota, Viridiplantae, Streptophyta, Magnoliopsida, Rosales, Cannabaceae. The transcript has 2 exons. The record is from RefSeq and is a predicted model, not a curated record. Gene Ontology annotation, molecular function: DNA binding; DNA-binding transcription factor activity. Gene Ontology annotation, biological process: regulation of DNA-templated transcription.